This is a messenger RNA of Populus nigra (black poplar), 1408 nucleotides long. RefSeq lists its product as uncharacterized. The record is from RefSeq and is a predicted model, not a curated record. Gene Ontology annotation, molecular function: poly(A) binding. Gene Ontology annotation, biological process: regulation of mRNA stability; mRNA processing. Lineage: Eukaryota; Viridiplantae; Streptophyta; Magnoliopsida; Malpighiales; Salicaceae. The transcript has 5 exons. Gene Ontology annotation, cellular component: nucleus; cytoplasm. The coding region runs from base 360 to 1223 and encodes 287 amino acids.
CAAGAAAAAAAGAGAAAAAAGAAGGGAGAUUCUGGAAACGCAAAGGCAAAAUCAUAGAAAUUAGAAAGAGGGGAAAUGUUUUUAUCAGUUUCGAGGAGUGUGUGAAGAGCGAAAACAACUCCUCUCUCUCCCCUGCCCGACUGCGUAAUAAUAAUAAAUUAAAAAAAAAAAACUGACAAGGAAAGCUUUUGUUUUGGUUUCUGAUUAGAAAUAGAAAGAACAACUAGAGGUGGCGCCGACGGCGGUAUGUUAGAACUCGCUGUAGCAGUAUAGAAAAUAGUGGAGUGGAGCAGCUAAUACGCUUCUGAAAUCGCUACUCCUCCGCUUCUCUGGUAAAAAAGUAAAUAAUUAAAUAAGGAAUGGGUGGAAUCGGCGUAAUAUCGGCACAAGAUUAUGAUGCAGCAGCAGCAGCUUCAACUUCAUUCAAGUUGAAGAGAAAGUCAGCAUUGGCUUCCAAGCUUAAAUCUUCCAUUUCCAAACAUCUCCGUCACUCUUACUCCCACGACCGCGUCCUUGCUGAGUAUAUUACAGUGCUUGUUUGUAAUGGGAAGAAUCAAGAGCAGGCCAGACACGACCUCGAAGCAUUUCUUGGUCAAAGGACUCAGGAGUUUGUUUCUUGGUUAUGGGAUCUUCUUUUGAAAUAUGUCUAUCAGUCCAACAAGGAUAUUUGUUUAUUAUCAGAUGCAAAGAAUGUCAAUAUCACCACUCCAUGCGCUAAGGAUUCCAAGAUCAACAAAUUGAAGGGCUUUCAGAGUCAUGGCCAUGAUAGUAGCACUAUGGAUGCUUUUGUGAUCAAAGAUGAUCAGAUGCGCCAGUUGCCAACUACUUCUGAUCCUAACUUCUGUAACGUCAAUCACGGUCAACUUGCUGAAGACUUUGAAAAAGUUCAAAGUUUUUCUUCUCCAUCAUCUGAGAUCAAUUCAAAAAAAGUAUUGUCACGGUCUUGCAAGACUGAGCGUCACGGAAAGAUUGGUGCUUCUGAGAAUGUUCUUUAUAAUUCCUUGGCAAAUGAAUCUUUGAGGAAAGAAAGCUCUUCCAAUGCAAAGCAAAAUUCUCAGUGUAUUGAUAAAGCAACGAAGCAGAUCGUCCAUAGUAGCUGCAACAUGCUAUUUAAUCAGCUUAUACCCAGAAGGGAACCAGCUUUUAGAAAUCCACAACCCUCCACAUCAGGUGCCACAUAUGCAGCCAAUUUAUAUGCCAUCUUGUAUGCAAUAACUGGAUGAUCUGUGGUUGACAUGAACAGUAGGAAGAUAGCUCAGAUUACUGUGCUGAUAUUUGCAUUCAUUGUGAUCAUGCAAAAUGCGUAAAUGUUUAAUCUUUCAUGCUUUUACGUUUUCUUGCUCAUCGGUGAAAUGUGUUUAAAUGCAUGAUCACUUUCUUCAUCUACUAUGUUCAUGUGUGGACAAUU